This is a messenger RNA of Fusarium keratoplasticum, 2814 nucleotides long. Its product is annotated as TRP-N domain-containing protein. The coding region runs from base 1 to 2814 and encodes 937 amino acids. The record is from RefSeq and is a predicted model, not a curated record. The transcript has 2 exons. Gene Ontology annotation, biological process: fungal-type cell wall biogenesis; transmembrane transport. Lineage: Eukaryota; Fungi; Ascomycota; Sordariomycetes; Hypocreales; Nectriaceae.
AUGUUCGCGACUCGGCGGCCUGCAAGGGCCUUGGUGGCCCUGCUCUCUGCCAUCAGUCUUGUCCCAACAGUUUGCGCCCAGGAUCCGGUCCUCAUCAAUGGGACAGAUGCCGACGGUGUCUAUCGCGACGAUCUCGAUGUUAGUCGAACUCCGGCUCUUUACACGGGCGACUUUGGCGACUGUUUGAGUGGUGGAAGUUUGUUUAAUGUUACCGCCUUCGAUGCUGCGUAUUAUGCCGACAACCUCACGGUGGCCUUUCACUUAUAUGGAAGUUCCAAUAUUCGCCGUGAAAACGUCAUGAUGCACCUUUCUAUCCAAGUAUACGGCGAGGAGAGAUUCAACAAAACUUACGAUCCAUGCAAGUCCAACGUUACGACCCUCUGCCCACUCGAGGCUGGCGAAGGCAUUCAAGCAUAUAUCGCUACCGAGAUCUCGCCAGACGACAUUGCCGGCAUUCCGUCUAUCGCCUUGAACAUUCCCGACUUGGAGGGCUUUGCCCGGCUGCGGAUUUUUGCCAACUCGACACAGACCGAGAUAGGGUGUUUCCAGGCCACCAUGAGUAACGGACAAAGCUUCUCUCAGCCGGAGUAUGUGGGAAGUAUUGUGGGCGUCUUUGUCUUCGCGGCCGCCUUGGCCUCCUUCGCGACGGCCAUCUACGGUCUCCAGAUUCCGCACAUGAGGAUGCACUACGCCCACUCUUUCUCGAUAUUGGUCAUCUUUGAAACAUUCCAGUCCAUCUUCUUUUCAGGAGCACUGUCGGUUGACUGGCCUACCGUUCUGCCCGCCUGGUGGAGCAAUUUUGCAUGGACUGCUGGCAUGUUUGCGAGCGACAGCAUGGUUGAUGCCAUCAGCCCCUUUGCCGGUGUCACCGGGAACGCCAGCCAAGUUGGCUCUGCGGGAUCGGUUCCCAUCAAUAACGGAGGUGGACUGAAACAGCAGAUUUACGGUCGAUCACUUAUACGCCGGUCGCCCCUGCAUGUCGAUGAUGUCCUUCAGUCUCUUGCUAGGCGCAACGAGUUCAACGCAAGUGAUCCAUAUGAUUACACUUGGGCGGGAAAGCCACGCAAUCCCGGAAUGCCCCUCCCAGGUGAUUAUGGUGGUUUCGCAGGCACGCUCUCUCGUGUCAAUAUUCCCCUGUACGACGCGUUCAUCAUCGGCCUGAUCUGGCUUUGUGUCGUACUGGCCGCUGUUGCCAUCUUCGUUGUGACAGUCAAGCUGCUCCUUGACUUGUCUCGCAAGAUCAAGUUGAUCAAGACCGAUGGGUUCGACUUUUUCCGUUCUCAUUGGCUUGGAUACAUGGUGGCAGGUCUGCUGCGGACGCUCUUCAUUGCCUUCUUCACCAUGAUGACACUGACCACGUACCAAUUUACUUUGGGUGCGCCUGCAGGCCCGAAAGCUAUUGCCGCCGUUAUCUUCGCCAUGUUCCUUGGACUUGCUGCACUCGCUGCCUAUGCUUGCGCCGUCAGACUGCGCGAGGGCAAGUAUUCAGUCGUUUCCGACUCGAUCCGCUUUGAGGAAGGAAAACUAUUCAAGAAGGUGCCUUUCAUUGCGGCAACACUGGAGAGUUCGAUUGGCGAGGAGGAACAGGCCCAGAAGCCCAGACUUUUUGGCAGCAUGGCAGUCCGACGCAUCAAGUUCACCGACAACGACCCCAACCGAGCGAAUGUACACCAAGACGCGGGCUACAUCAAGCGCUUUGGAUGGCUCUCGGCGAGAUACCGACGCACGCGAUGGUGGUUCUUUGCUGUCUAUCUUGCCUAUCAGUUCAUUCGAGCGUGCUUUAUCGGUGGAGGUCGAGGAAAUCCGUUGGCUCAGGUCUACGGACUCUUCGUCUUUGAGGUGCUCGCCCUGGUUGCCAUUAUCAAAAUGAAGCCUUUUGAAGGAUCUCGCAAUGCCACGGCGGCGAUCUGGCUGUUGUCGAUCUCCAAAAUUGUCACCACUGGCUUCUCGAUUGCCUUUCUGCCUUCGUUCAACCUCAGUCGCAUCGUUGCGACAGUCUUUGGCAUGAUCAUCAUUGUGGUCCAAGCCUUCCUGGCCGUUGCGAUUCUGGUCUUGAUUGCCCUGGGAACGAUUUCGACGUGGAUGUCUCUGUCUCGCAACCGUGAAGAGUUUCCCAAGGACCUCGACCCGAUUCGAGUCCGAUACUUUGAGCACAUGGAAGUCCGAGCCGGGGACUUGCCCAAGUCGAAGGAAGUCGAGAAAGUUCCGGAGCCCCCCAAACCUACUUUCAGAGUCAAUAGUGUUCGACGCGAGCGAAAGGUCGUAGAGGACAACUCAUUCCCGAUGCUCGAAGGAACAGGAGGCGACGUUCCGGAUCAUCCAAUGCACCCGCUCAACCGGCGGAGUCGGGCAAACAGCGCCAGCUCUCGACACUCUGUUAACAGCCUGCCUCGCUCUGGACGCACCCACCGCGCUUCAUGGAGCUCCAAGGAUUUUGCAGAGUGGGAUGCUGAGAUGAACCGAGGAGAUACGGCACGGAUCAGUCGCAUGAGGAGCAGCUCUCUGCGUAUGCAGGCAGCGAGGUAUUCCGUUUCUCGACCACCGAUGACGCCAACUCGGGAGUCAGCCGAGUUUCCUCGCAUGAGCGUCAAUCUGAUGGGAUCCGAGGAUAAGGAGGUGAUUGCCGAGGACAAGAUUGAGGAGACGACCGACACACCAAAAAGGAGGAAGAGAACUGUGAGCUGGGCCGACCAAACAACGGCACCAGGCUCCUCCGAUUCCUCAGACAACACCAGCAAGGACAACACGAUUCAAGAGAAGGAGGAACCAAAGAAGAGCCAAGACGACGAGGUCAAGGCCAAAAUCGAGCCAUGA